CGGUGAAAACGCCUACAGGGGACAGGCAACAAUAGCGGACGUUGAGGCUGUGGUGGGUUUUUUGCUUUUGUUGGCGUUUUCGAUCGCAAAAAGGUGGAAAGAAAGUAUUGAGAGGAGUGAGAGGAGGCUUCGAGCGGCGAGGAUUAACACCAUCCAAAAGCAGCGAAGAGUCCGGGAGGCCCUGCAGCGGUAUCAAGCCGAAGACGACGCUUUCAGAGCAGUGAGGAGAAGACGGCUCCGGGAGGCUCUCUUAUCGGGAUCGACUCGCCGCAGGCCGGUCGUCUGGACCCACACCCGAGCAGCGCAAUGGUGGGAUGACAUUGUACCCAGCUUCUCCACCGAGCGCUGGAUUCAGAACUUCCGCCUGUCAGAGGACACAUUCAACUACCUCUGCCAUCAGAUGCGCCCAUUUAUGGAGCAACGGGACACAGCUUUUCGUUCCUGUGUGCCCCUGCGGAAGAGAGUGGCAAUAGCACUCUGGAAGCUUGCUACUGGUUCCGAGUACAGGGGGAUUGCGCAUCUGUUUGAUGUGAGCAGAAGUGUGGCGUGCCGAUGUGUCCAGGAGUUCUGUGGGGCUGCACAAAGAGCGCUGGUGCCGGAACUUGUGGGUGUUCCGGAUGAGAACAAGUUCCGGGAAUUGGCUGCAUACUUUGAGAGCAGGUGGGGGCUCCCACACUGUGUUGGUGCCAUCGACGGCUCCCACAUACCUAUCAUUGCUCCCACAGAUUUCCACUCUGACUAUUUCAACCGUAAAGGCUGGCAUUCCAUCAUUCUCCAAGCGGUUGUGGAUGGAGAGGGAUGUUUCUGGAAUGCCUUUGCCGGACAACCUGAGAGUAUGCAUGACGCCAGGGUUCUGAGACUGUCGCGUCUGUGGGAGCGGGCCAGCCAGGGAACCCUUUUCCCUAACCACACCAGAGACAUUGGGGGGAUAAGAGCGGGGCACUACAUGCUGGGAGACUCGGCCUAUCCCCUGCAGAAAUGGCUCCUGAAGCCAUAUCAUGACACAGGCCGACUGACAGCAGAGCAGCACUUCUUCAACAAGAAGUUCAGUCGUGCAAGGGUGGUGGUGGAAAACGCCUUUGGGAGGCUGAAGGGCAGAUGGCGAUGCCUGCUGAAGAGGAAUGACUGCAACAUCCACCUUGUGAAAGAAAUGGUGCUGACAUGCUGUGCUCUCCACAACCUCUGUGAGAGACAUGGGGCUGCGUAUGAGAUGGCAUGGGACGUACCUGUUGCAGCAGCGCCUCAGCCCACAGGUGGAGUGUGGCCUGAUGCUGAAGAAGACGGACGUGAGGUCCGAGAUGGCCUCAUGCGCCAUCUGAUGGCUAACUACUUGUAACUACACACGAUACCGUGUUUGAGACUUAAUGGUGGCUGAUGUUUAAAAUGCAUACAAUCUUUUCCAUUGUACAUAGUCAC
This is a messenger RNA of Salarias fasciatus (jewelled blenny), 1416 nucleotides long. Its product is annotated as protein ANTAGONIST OF LIKE HETEROCHROMATIN PROTEIN 1-like. The transcript has 2 exons. NCBI's taxonomy places the organism in Eukaryota, Metazoa, Chordata, Actinopteri, Blenniiformes, Blenniidae. The record is from RefSeq and is a predicted model, not a curated record. Bases 401 to 1336 code for a protein of 311 amino acids.